Molecule: messenger RNA, 7682 nt
Organism: Phyllostomus hastatus (greater spear-nosed bat)
Lineage: Eukaryota; Metazoa; Chordata; Mammalia; Chiroptera; Phyllostomidae
Gene: DOCK4
Product: dedicator of cytokinesis 4
Exons: 53
Coding region: 332-6238 (1968 amino acids)
Biological process (GO): small GTPase-mediated signal transduction; cell chemotaxis
Cellular component (GO): plasma membrane; cytoplasm
Molecular function (GO): small GTPase binding; guanyl-nucleotide exchange factor activity
Source: RefSeq, a predicted model, not a curated record
GCGGGCGCCGGCGGGCGGGGGUGCGCCCGAGAGUGCCCCGGCGUGUUCGCUCAGUUCAGUGAAUCAGAACAAUGACUGCGCCGCCGGGUCCCUGGGAGCGCGUCGGAGGACUGUGAGCCGCCGCCGCCGGGGGAGAGCGGCGGGCGGCGCAGCGUGGGCCGCGCGGUGUCAACGCCGGGCUCGGCAGCCCGCGGCGCAGACGAGCCUCCGCAGCCCGCGCGGAGCCGCCGGGCUCCAGCGCCGCAGCCGCUCCCGGGCAGCCGAGCAUUGUUGUGAGCCGGGGAAGGGGCGCGGGGCUGUGCAGCCCCGAGACCCGGAGCCCUGCUUCGCCAUGUGGAUGCCUACGGAGCACGAGAAAUACGGCGUGGUCAUCGCCAGCUUCCGAGGCACCGUUCCCUACGGGCUGUCGCUGGAAAUCGGAGACACAGUCCAGAUCCUGGAGAAGUGUGACGGCUGGUACAGAGGAUUUGCCUUAAAAAACCCAAAUCUCAAGGGUAUCUUUCCUUCCAGCUACGUCCACUUGAAAAAUGCCUUUGUGAAGAACAAAGGACAGUUUGAAAUGAUCAUCCCCACUGAAGACUCUGUCAUCACAGAAAUGACCUCGACGCUGCGAGACUGGGGAGCCAUGUGGAAGCAGCUCUAUGUGAGGAACGAAGGCGACCUCUUCCACCGGCUGUGGCACAUCAUGAACGAGAUCCUGGACCUGCGGCGGCAGGUGCUGGUGGGCCACCUGACGCACGACCGCAUGAGGGACGUGAAGCGCCACAUCACUGCCCGCCUGGACUGGGGCAACGAACAGCUGGGCCUGGACCUGGUGCCCCGGAAGGAGUACGCCAUGGUGGACCCGGAGGACGUCAGUGUCACCGAGCUCUACCGCCUGAUGGAGCACCGGCAUCGGAAGAAGGACGCGCCGGCGCAGGCCAGCAGCCACCACCUGUUCGUGCAGAUGAAGAGCCUCAUGUGCUCCAACCUGGGCGAGGAGCUCGAGGUCAUCUUCUCGCUCUUCGACAGCAAGGAGAACCGGCCCAUCAGCGAGAGAUUCUUCCUGAGGCUGAACAGGAACGGGCUCCCCAAGGCGCCGGACAAACCGGAGCGCCACUGCUCUCUCUUCGUGGAUUUGGGGAGCAGUGAGCUGCGGAGGGACAUCUACAUCACGGUGCACAUCAUCCGAAUCGGUCGGAUGGGGGCCGGGGAGAAGAAGAGCGCCUGCAGCGUGCAGUACCGGCGGCCCUUCGGCUGCGCGGUCCUCAGCAUCGCCGACCUGCUGACCGGGGAGACGAAGGACGACCUCGUCCUGAAAGUGUACAUGUGUAACACGGAGAGCGAGUGGUACCAGAUCCAUGAGAACAUCAUCAAAAAGCUGAACGCCCGUUACAACCUGACCGGCUCCAACGCAGGCCUCGCCGUGUCCCUGCAGCUGCUGCACGGGGACAUCGAGCAGAUCAGACGCGAGUGCUCGUCCGUGUUCUCGCAUGGCGUGUCCGUGACGAGGAAGCUGGGCUUUUCCAACAUCAUCAUGCCGGGUGAGAUGAGGAAUGAUUUAUACAUCACCAUAGAAAGGGGGGAGUUUGAGAAAGGAGGCAAGAGUGUGGCCAGGAACGUGGAAGUGACGAUGUUCAUCGUGGAGAGCAGCGGCCAGAUCCUGAAGGACUUCAUCUCCUUCGGCUCCGGGGAGCCGCUGGCGAGCGCCUACCACUCCUUCGUCCUGUAUCACAACAACAGCCCCCGGUGGUCCGAGCUGCUGAAGCUGCCCAUCCCCGUGGACAAGUUCCGGGGCGCGCACAUCCGCUUCGAGUUCCGGCAUUGCUCCACGAAGGAGAAGGGCGAGAAGAAGCUGUUUGGCUUCUCCUUCGUCCCCCUGAUGCAGGAGGACGGCAGGACCCUUCCGGACGGCAGCCAUGAGCUCAUCGUGCACAAGUGUGAAGAAAACACAAACCUCCAGGACGCCGCCCGCUACCUCAAACUGCCCUUCUCCAAGGGGCUCCUCCUGGGGAACAGCAGCCAGGCCACGAAGGCCACGAAGGAGUCUUUCUGGAUCACCUCUUCCCUCUGCUCCACAAAGCUCACACAGAACGGUGACAUGCUCGAUCUCUUGAAGUGGAGGACCCACCCGGACAAGAUCACAGGCUGCCUCUCGAAGCUGAAGGAGAUCGACGGCUCGGAGAUAGUGAAGUUUCUGCAAGAUACACUGGACACCUUAUUCGGAAUUUUGGAUGAGAACUCCCAAAAGUAUGGGUCCAAAGUGUUUGACUCUCUGGUCCACAUAAUAAAUUUGCUGCAAGACAGCAAGUUCCACCACUUCAAGCCCGUCAUGGACACGUACAUAGAGAGUCACUUUGCCGGGGCGCUCGCGUACAGGGACCUCAUCAAGGUGCUCAAGUGGUACGUGGACAGGGUCACGGAAGCGGAGCGGCAGGAGCACAUCCAGCAGGUGCUGAAGGCGCAGGAGUACCUGUUCAAGGUCAUCGUGCGGUCGCGGCGGCUGUUCUCGCUGGCCACGGGCGGGCAGAACGAGGACGAGUUCCGCCGCUGCAUCCAGGAGCUGCUGCUGUCCGUGCGCUUCUUCCUGUCCCAGGAGAGCAAGGGGUCGGGGGCGCUGUCCCAGUCGCAGGCCGUGUUUCUGAGCUCCUUCCCAGCCGUGUACUCCGAGCUGCUGAAGCUCUUCGACAUCCGGGAGGUGGCCAACUUGGUCCACGACACCCUGGGCAGCCUGCCCACCGUCGUGCACGUGGACGAGACGCUGCAGGCGGUGAAGCUGCAGUGCAUCGGCCAGACCGUGGAGAGCCAGCUGUACACCAACCCAGACUCCAGGUGCAUCCUGCUGCCCGUGGUCCUGCACCACCUGCACACGCACCUGCAGGAGCAGAAGGACCUGACCGCCUGCGCCCGCAUCCUGAGCAGCGUGUUCUGUCUCAUCAAGAAGAACAGCUCGGAGAAGUCUGUGCUGGAGGAAAUAGACGUGAUAGUGGCCAGCCUGCUGGACACCCUGCUGAGAACCAUCCUGGAGAUCACCAGUCGCCCCCAGCCGUCCGGCUCGUCCACCCGGCUGCAGUUCCAGGAUGUCACUGGGGAGUUUGUUGCUUGUCUCCUGUCCCUACUGCGACAAAUGACAGACAGACAUUACCAACAGCUUCUCGAUAGUUUCAACACAAAGGAAGAACUAAGGGACUUCCUGCUGCAAGUCUUCACGGUGUUCCGCAUCCUCAUCCGCCCCGAGAUGUUCCCCAAGGACUGGACCGUGAUGCGCCUGGUGGCCAACAACGUCAUCAUCACCACGGUGCUCUACCUGUCAGACGCGCUCCGUAAGAACUUCCUAAAUGAAAACUUCGAUUAUAAGAUCUGGGACUCCUACUUUUACCUCGCCGUCAUUUUUAUAAACCAGUUGUGUCUGCAGUUGGAGAUGUUCACACCUUCCAAAAAGAAAAAGGUAUUGGAAAAGUAUGGUGACAUGCGGGUGACCAUGGGCUGUGAGGUUUUCAGCAUGUGGCAGAACCUGGGAGAACACAAGCUCCACUUCAUCCCCGCCCUGAUCGGCCCCUUCCUGGAGGUGACCCUGAUCCCGCAGCCGGACCUGCGCAACGUCGUGAUCCCCAUCUUCCACGACAUGAUGGACUGGGAGCAGAGGCGCAGCGGCAACUUCAAGCAGGUGGAGACCAGGCUCAUCGACAAACUGGACAGCCUGAUGUCCGAAGGCAAAGGUGACGAAACCUACCGUGAGCUCUUCAACAGUAUAAUUCCACUCUUUGGUCCCUACCCUAGUCUGCUGAAGAAAAUCGAGCGGGAAACAUGGCGGGAAAGUGGGGUUUCGUUAAUCGCCACCGUGACCCGGCUGAUGGAGAGGUUGCUGGAUUACAGGGACUGCAUGAAAAUGGGGGAGGUGGACGGCAAGAAGAUUGGCUGCACAGUUAGCCUUCUGAACUUCUACAAGACCGAGCUGAACAAGGAAGAGAUGUACAUACGCUACAUCCACAAACUCUACGACCUGCACCUCAAAGCGCAGAACUUCACAGAGGCCGCCUACACGCUGCUGCUGUACGACGAGCUGCUGGAGUGGUCGGACCGGCCGCUGCGCGAGUUCCUCAGCUACCCCAUGCAGACCGAGUGGCAGCGCAAGGAGCAGCUGCACCUGGCCAUCAUCCAGAACUUCGACCGGGGCAAGUGCUGGGAGAACGGCAUCAUCCUCUGCCGGAAGAUCGCGGAGCAGUACGAGAGCUUCUACGACUACAGAAACCUGAGCAGGAUGCGGGUGAUGGAGGCCUCUCUGUACGACAAAAUCAUGGACCAGCAGCGGCUCGAGCCAGAGUUCUUCAGAGUCGGAUUUUAUGGGAAGAAAUUCCCGUUUUUCUUAAGAAACAAGGAGUUCGUGUGCCGCGGGCACGACUACGAGCGGCUGGAGGCCUUCCAGCAGCGCAUGCUCACCGAGUUCCCGCACGCCAUCGCCAUGCAGCACGCCAACCAGCCCGACGAGACCAUCUUCCAGGCGGAGGCGCAGUACCUGCAGAUCUACGCCGUGACCCCCAUCCCGGAGAGCCAGGAGGUGCUGCAGCGAGAGGGCGUCCCGGACAACAUCAAAAGCUUCUACAGGGUGAACCACAUCUGGAAGUUCCGCUACGACCGCCCCUUUCACAGAGGAGCCAAAGACAAGGAGAACGAGUUCAAGAGCCUCUGGGUGGAGAGGACGUCGCUGCUCCUGGUGCAGAGCCUGCCCGGCAUCUCCCGCUGGUUCGAGGUGGACAAGCGCGAAGUGGUGGAAAUGAGCCCUCUGGAGAACGCGAUCGAGGUGCUGGAGAACAAGAACCAGCAGCUGAAGACGCUGAUCGCGCAGUGCCAGGCCCGGCAGAUGCAGAACGUCAACCCCCUGACCAUGUGCCUCAACGGGGUGAUCGACGCCGCCGUGAACGGCGGGGUUGCCCGCUACCAGGAGGCCUUCUUCGUCAAGGACUACAUCCUGAGUCACCCUGAAGAUGGGGAGAAGAUCGCACGGUUACGGGAGCUGAUGCUGGACCAGGCCCAGAUCCUGGAGUUCGGUUUGGCCGUGCACGAGAAGUUCGUCCCUCAAGACAUGCGGCCGCUGCACAAGAAGCUGGUCGACCAGUUCUUCGUGAUGAAGUCCAGCCUAGGUAUCCAGGAGCUCUCGGCCGGCCUCCCAGCCAGCCCGGUGCACUUCCCCAACGGGAGCCCGCGCAUCUGCAGGAACUCGGCGCCCGCCGCCAUGAGCCCAGAGGGGGCCCGGGUGAUUCCUCGGCGCAGCCCCCUGAGCUACCCAGCUGUCAACCGCUACUCCUCCUCCUCGCUGUCCUCCCAGGCCUCCGCUGAGGUCAGCAACAUCACGGGGCAGUCGGAGAGCUCGGACGAGGUCUUCAACAUGCAGCCAAGCCCGUCCACCUCCAGCCUGAGCUCCGCCCACUCGGCCUCGCCCAACGUCACCAGUUCUGCUCCGUCCAGCGCCAGAGCUUCUCCUCUGUUGUCCGACAAGCACAAGCAUUCCAGGGAAAGCGCCUGCCUGUCCCCGAGGGAGAGGCCGUGCAGCGCCAUCUACCCGACCCCCGUGGAGCCUUCGCAGAGGCUGCUGUUCAACCACGUGGGAGACGGCGCCCUGCCGCGCAGCGACCCCAACCUGUCUGCGCCUGAGAAAGCGGUGAACCCCACGCCCAGCAGCUGGAGCCUGGACAGUGGGAAGGAGGCCCGGAGCGCGGCGGAGAGCGGCAAGCUGCUCUCCCCGCCGGUCCCCCCAAGGCCCACGCAGACCGCCUCCCCGGCGAGACAGACGACGUCGGUGUCCCCCUCACCUGCCGGGCGGUCUCCCCUGAAGGGCCCCGGACAGUCCUUCACGCCCUCCCCCGUGGAGCACCACUCGCCGGGGCUGCUCGCCAACUCCCCAGUGCUGUCGGGCAGCUGCAGCAGCGGCAUCUCCUCGCUCAGCCGGUGCAGCACGUCGGAGACCUCGGGCUUCGAGAGCCAGGCCGCGGAGCCGCGGGCGGGGGCGGGCCACGGCGGGCCCGAGGAGCCCCCGCGCAAGGACAGCAAGACGCCGCCGCCCUACAGCGUGUACGAGCGGACUCUGCGGCGCCCCGUCCCGCUACCUCACAGCCUCUCCAUCCCCGUCACCCCCGAGCCGCCCGCCCCUGCCCCCCCAAGCCCCCUGGCCGCGCGCGCCAGCCACCUGGAGAACGGCGCCAGGAGGACUGAGCCCGGCCCGCGGCCCCGGCCCCUGCCCAGGAAGGUGUCCCAGCUCUGAGCCCCGGACGCGGGCCCGCGGUGGCGUCCCUGCCGUUUACAGGAGAGAGAGAAGUAUGACGAGAAGACGCUGAGUGUGGGCACUUUAAUACCUUAGGUCUGUCUUCCCCGCGUGGGACUAGAACCCCGCUAAUACCGUGUUGCACAAUACUGACGCUACUGACCCGACUCGCCAGACGCGACCUGGAGGGCGGCUGGGCGUCCUGACACACGCUUCUCAUCGGAGAGUGGUCAGCGGUGAUCGAGACUCCUUUUGUAUCUUUUUAUGUUCCCUUUUUUACAUAGUUUAACGUGCAGACCAAUACAGUGUUGUCGAACAACUCGGCGCGUGAUGACGUUGUAUGUUUUCUACGGAAUACUUGAUACUCUGAGGGAGCGCCCCAGGGCCCGCCCUUUGGAAGGUGUUCGGCCACGAGGCGAGGUCUCCGGCUCCCUGGACGGGCAGACGGGUCGAGGCGCAGAAUUAAACGUCCAAGCAGGCUCUCUAGACAGCGCCCUCCAGGGGCCGCCAGGAUGGACGGGGCUGCGCACUGUUCUGUCCGUGAGAGGUGGCCUUGGACCCCCCCUCCGCGGGGGGCCGUCCGCGUGCACCCAACCCCACUCUGUGCAUUGCUCGGCGGGCCCUCCCGUUCUCGGACACCAUGGCACCUGCUGGGUUUCCCUCCGAGGUGCGCUCGCUCGACCCUUGUCUCCCCCAGACCUGUCAUCGAGGAGGCGCAGGCACCCAUGUAGUAAACAGGCACCAAUUAAUGUGCCCCAUUACCAGGAGUCCAGGAAUCAAUACAGGACAGUGUUAAAUCAAUAGCGUAAAUGGAAAGGGAAAAAAAAAACCUUAGAGAAAAUAUAUUAGCAUGAUUAAAUGGCAAAAGGACUUUCACAAGGCGAGGGCAUUAACGGUCGGUCGAUCCCGCACAAAAUAAAAGGUUCCUCCCGACUGUCCGUUCUCACCGGCGGAGCUUGUCUUCCGGGCGGUCCCCGCCGCCCUUUCGUUGGAGGAGGACGGCUGUAGAAGGUUCUAGAAUGCCGCAUCUUAGCUCUGUAGGUAGGGAGGCAAAGGCCACAGCCGUAGGAGUGUGAACAAGGCACCUUGUACGCAGUAAUGUAUUUUGUAUCUUUGUCUUUCCUUUUACUGACUUUCUAACACUCAGUUGACCAUAGAUUUGCGCUGUAUUUUGAAUCAUGCUGUUAGAUAUUUUCCCUGCUUUGUUGGGAAGCUCCUUUCAGUUUACCUGUGUGUGUCCGUGUUGACAGCUCACCUGGAAGGCAGUGACCAUUUUUUAUACCCCCCAAUGAAACCAUGCAGCAGGUACACGCUGUUGAGGCUGGUUAUAGAGGUUUUCUAUAAUAAAUGUUCAAGUAUUUUUGUACAUAACUGGUUAAUUUUAAUAAGAGAUACCAUUAUGUGUAAAAAAAACAGUAAAAAAUAAAAGCAAACCGUUGUGGAA